UUCAUUCACAGAAGUAACCCUAGUUUGGUCUCUAUCUUGUGCACAAAAAAUAACAUAAAAUUUGGUCUCUACUCUCACUCCAGUCUAAGCCGAGAGAAACAAUGGCUCCUCCACAGAAGUUCUUUCUUGCCGCCGCCAUUGUCACAGCGGUCUUUGUAGCCGCCACCACCGGGCAUGGAACUAACAAUGCUGCGGAAGAUAUCGUGCACUCCUCCUGCGUGCACGCGAGCUAUCCAUUGCUAUGUGUCCGUACGCUCUCUACUUACUCCGGUCCAACCAUCAAAAACCGUCGUGAGCUAGCUCAAGCAGCCGUCAAGGUAAGCCUCUCCCACGCUCAAGACGCUGCCAAAAAACUCGCGGGGGUACGAGAAACCGUGGGGAAGAAACGCGUGAAAGCGGCUGUUGUGGACUGCGUGGAGAUGAUUGGAGACUCGGUGGACGAGCUGAGCCGUACGCUAAAGGUUUUGAAGCAUCUUAAAGCUUCGGGCGGUUCGGCUAUCGAGUUCAGGUGGCAGAUGAGCAACGCUCAGACGUGGACGAGUGCAGCGUUGACUGAUGAUGACACGUGUCUCGAUGGGUUUCAAGGGAUCGACGGUGAGAUUAAAUCAGAGGUGAAGCAGUGGAUGACGAAAGUGGCGAGAGUUACGAGCAACGCGCUUUACUUGAUUAACCAGCUAGAUGAGAAAAGUGACAAGCCCCACGUUGUACGUUCUUGAUGUUAGAAUGUGUGUUGUAGUAAUGGUUGAUUGUGGUUUGUGUUAGUUUUUAUUUGGGUGUGUUUAAUUGCAAGUUAUCUACUAUAUAAAGAGUUUUUGAAGUUAGAGUAAUUUUUAGUAGUUCUAUAACUGUAAACUAAAUAA
Messenger RNA from Eruca vesicaria subsp. sativa (arugula), 860 nucleotides. The record is from the annotation of a GenBank genome assembly. NCBI's taxonomy places the organism in Eukaryota, Viridiplantae, Streptophyta, Magnoliopsida, Brassicales, Brassicaceae.